Messenger RNA from Naegleria lovaniensis, 1521 nucleotides. RefSeq lists its product as uncharacterized. The record is from RefSeq and is a predicted model, not a curated record. The transcript has a single exon. Bases 1 to 1521 code for a protein of 506 amino acids. Lineage: Eukaryota; Heterolobosea; Eutetramitea; Acrasida; Naegleriidae.
AUGUUCAACAAAUUACGUAACAAGUUGGGCUCAUCAUCCUUUAGUAAACAAGAUCAUGAAAGAAAGGACAAGAUUAUGAAUCAUGAUGAACGGCAAAAGCCUGAAAUAAUUCCGAAAAUGGAAAUAAAUGAUGAUGAUUGGGCAUCCAUUCCAGUUCCAACGGAAGAUGAUCAUCAAAUCCAUCAAGAUGAACAUAAUAAUUACGAAGUUCUAUUCCGAGAGGUGGAAGAUCAACCGACCGUUUCCAACUUUUCUCGGAGGAAACGAAUAUUUAUUGAUGAAAAUGAUGAUCUGAAUACAAUGACCGCAACCAUUCCUUUCAAAGAGAAUCAUAGUAUCGUGAAUCAAGUACAACAUUUGGAGAAUGAUGAUGAAAUUACCAUGACCUAUUUACCUCAACAACAAAAGAAUUUGCAAGAUGAAUUCCAUAAGAAGAAAUUGGGGCAACUUGUAAAGGAUAAAUAUAAUGAUGAUUUCAAUGAUGGUUGGAAUACAAGUAGUGAUGAAGAAAAUAAUGAUCCAUGGAUGGAUGAUGAUUUUGCCAUUGCACAACCAACAAGUACAACAACAACACAAAUGAUCCAUCAUCAUCAUGUGGAGCAACGUCAUACAAGUGUUUUAGAUCCAUCCAUUCGAUUGUGGAAUGCAAAUGCAAAGCCCAUGUGGACAAGUGAUGUUUUCUUUAGUGUGUAUGCAUUUCUGGAUGACAUUUUCGAUAUGAUCCAUCUAUCAAGAGUAUGUCGAGAAUCAUAUAAAGCAUUUAGAGAUCCAUAUCUGUGGCGAAAUGAAAUUGAAAAUAGAAAAAUCAGAAAGUUGGGAUUUAAAAAAGAGGAAUCAGAGAAUGGUGACAUUGAAUGUCUUGAUGUCAUUUAUGCAUAUUGUAAAGAAUUAAUGGAAUACAAGAUGACCAAAUUGAGACGAGAAGGAGAGAAUGAAAAGGGAACGUAUAUUCAAGAGCAGAAUAAGUUAAAGGAGGAGAAGAAACAAGCUUUACAGCAAAGACACACUGCUGGCCUAGCUGUGACAGGUAUUAUUUCACUCAUUCUCAUAUGUUUCAGCAUUUCGAGAAUGUUCUUCUUCCUCAUUGCCUACUUCCUAUUCAGUGCUGCUGUUGUGGGAGUGUUGUUAGCAGUGAAUACGAGUUUUCAGAUGAGAUUCAAGAAACAGCAGCUCAUGAUGUUGAAUAUUGUGAUCGCUGUGAUCAGUUUUGUAUUAUUUCAAGUUGAAGAGCUGAAUUUUCUGUUCAUGAUUCUUGGAGCGGUGGCAUUCUCUUACUGGAUCACAUUUAAAUUUAUUGUGACGUCAGAGCAUAGCAUUCAGCACGAAUUUUUAGUGAAACAGAGAAGAUUAUUUCAAAGCAUGUCCAAUAUUGACGACAAGUAUUGCAAGAAAAUUCGAGAAUUGCAAGAAAUUGCUAAAAGAAUUCCAACUGCAUCCCAAGAUUCCAAGAAGAAAAAACCUCUGACUUGCUCAACAACAACAAACUCGGAGAAGAGACUUUCCAAAUGUACUGUACAAUAA